This is a messenger RNA of Esox lucius (northern pike), 1663 nucleotides long. It is a transcript of the gene tuba7l, whose product is annotated as tubulin, alpha 7 like. The transcript is spliced from 6 exons. The record is from RefSeq and is a predicted model, not a curated record. Gene Ontology annotation, biological process: microtubule cytoskeleton organization; mitotic cell cycle. Gene Ontology annotation, molecular function: structural constituent of cytoskeleton; GTP binding. Lineage: Eukaryota; Metazoa; Chordata; Actinopteri; Esociformes; Esocidae. Bases 117 to 1469 code for a protein of 450 amino acids. Gene Ontology annotation, cellular component: microtubule; cytoplasm.
UCUCUCCCCUUGACAUUAACUGAAAACUGUUAGAAGUCGUAGAGCCAGGAAUAGCUAGCAACUGUCAACGAGCGCAAUUAGCUAGCUACACAUAUAUACUUAAUUAUAAAAUCACAAUGCGUGAGUGCAUCUCUAUUCACGUUGGUCAGGCCGGUGUCCAGAUCGGUAAUGCUUGCUGGGAGCUGUACUGCUUGGAGCAUGGAAUCCAGCCUGAUGGGCAAAUGCCCAGCGAUAAAACCAUCGGAGGAGGGGACGACUCCUUCAACACCUUCUUUAGCGAGACCGGGGCGGGAAAACACGUACCUCGUGCUGUGUUUGUCGAUCUUGAACCAACUGUUGUUGAUGAGGUGCGCACCGGGACGUAUCGCCAGUUGUUCCAUCCCGAGCAGCUCAUCACGGGCAAGGAGGAUGCCGCCAACAACUACGCCCGAGGCCACUACACAAUCGGAAAGGAGAUCGUGGACUUAGUGCUUGACAGGGUUCGCAAACUAUCAGACCAGUGCACUGGGCUUCAGGGAUUCCUGAUCUUCCACAGUUUUGGGGGUGGGACUGGCUCUGGCUUUGCGUCUCUGCUCAUGGAAAGACUGUCAGUGGACUAUGGCAAAAAGUCCAAACUGGAGUUUGCAAUUUACCCCGCCCCUCAGGUGUCAACAGCAGUGGUGGAGCCUUACAACUCUAUCCUGACCACCCACACCACUCUGGAGCACUCUGACUGUGCCUUUAUGGUUGACAACGAAGCCAUCUAUGACAUCUGCCGACGAAACCUUGACAUUGAGCGCCCAACUUAUACCAACCUCAACAGGCUCAUCGGCCAGAUCGUCUCGUCCAUCACCGCCUCACUGCGUUUCGAUGGGGCCCUCAAUGUGGACCUGACGGAGUUCCAGACUAACCUAGUACCCUACCCCCGUAUCCACUUCCCCCUAGUCACAUACGCGCCCGUCAUCUCUGCUGAGAAGGCCUACCAUGAGCAGCUGUCUGUCGCAGAGAUCACCAACGCCUGCUUUGAGCCUGCCAACCAGAUGGUAAAGUGUGACCCACGCCACGGGAAGUACAUGGCCUGCUGCAUGUUGUACCGAGGGGAUGUGGUGCCCAAAGAUGUCAACGCUGCCAUUGCAACAAUCAAGACCAAACGCACCAUUCAGUUUGUCGAUUGGUGCCCCACUGGCUUUAAGGUUGGUAUCAACUACCAGCCACCAACAGUCGUGCCAGGUGGAGAUUUGGCUAAGGUCCAGAGAGCUGUGUGCAUGUUGAGCAACACCACAGCCAUCGCGGAGGCCUGGGCUCGACUUGAUCAUAAGUUUGAUCUGAUGUACGCAAAGCGUGCCUUUGUGCAUUGGUAUGUUGGAGAGGGUAUGGAGGAGGGUGAGUUCUCUGAGGCCAGAGAGGAUCUGGCUGCCCUUGAGAAGGACUAUGAGGAGGUGGGAGUGGACUCAGUGGAGGGAGAGACUGAGGAGGGAGAUGAAUACUGAACACUCAUUUAGGGACAAAUGUUUUACUUUUGAUUGGUAGUUAAAAAAAAAGUUCUGUGUUUUGGCUUAUUUUGCCAGCAUAAUUUUGGUAAUAUUUUGUCAUGCUUUUUUCCAAAACAUUUUGAAAUUAAGCAAGAAAAUAUACGUUGGUAUCAGUGUUACACAAAUUUCGUUUAGCAGAUUCAACUUAACAU